CCGCGCUACGGAGGAGGCGGGGAAACCGACUUGCCCUGCUGCUCCGGAAGCGGCGGGGCUACGGAAGGAGGCGGGUGGGAAGUGAGCGGAGUCUUUGCGUAUCUUCUCUGCGGAGGCUGCUUCGUGACAACGAACGAUGGGCAAGAAGGAAAGAGAUAAGAAGAAAUCUAAAAAACGGCAUUAUGAGGAAGAGGAUGAAGAAGACUAUGAUAUCGCAGGCAAAGACUCCCAGGAAGCAGUUCCCUCCGCAGCAGGGAAACAAGUCGAAGAUUCUGGAACCAAAGUGGAUGAAUAUGGAGCAAAAGAUUACAGGAGUCAAAUGCUGCUAAAGACUGAUCAUUCCUCACGCCCGCUGUGGGUGGCUCCUGAUGGUCAUAUUUUCCUUGAAGCUUUUUCACCUGUUUACAAGUAUGCGCAGGAUUUUCUGGUUGCCAUUGCUGAGCCAGUUUGCCGACCUACUCACAUACAUGAAUAUAAGUUGACUGCUUACUCCCUCUAUGCUGCUGUCAGUGUUGGUCUGCAAACAAGUGAUAUCACUGAAUAUUUGCAAAAACUGAGUAAGACGGGUGUCCCAGAUGGAAUCAUUCAAUUUAUCAAGCUUUGUACUGUCAGCUAUGGAAAAGUAAAACUGGUCCUGAAGCACAACAGGUAUUUUGUGGAAAGCACUCACCCAGAAGUCAUUCAGCAACUUCUCCAGGACCUGGUUAUUAGAGACUGCCGGCUCAGAAACGCAGAGGGGGAAGAAACGGAACUCAUCACGGAAACAUUCACGAGUAAAUCAGCUAUCUCCAAGUCCAGCGAAGGCGGAAGUGGUCCGUCAACUUCACAAGGGACAGAUGUUCAGAUGAAAUCCAAUGUCCCCGCUGACCUAUUUGAGUUCUAUGAACAAAUGGACAAGGAUGAAGAAGAAGAAGAAGAAACCCAGACAGUGUCUUUUGAAGUGAAGCAGGAAAUGAUAGAAGAGCUUCAGAAGCGUUGUAUUCAGUUGGAGUACCCUCUACUAGCUGAGUAUGAUUUCAGGAACGAUUCCGUGAAUCCUGAUAUUAAUAUCGACUUGAAACCCACAGCUGUUCUCCGGCCAUACCAGGAGAAGAGUUUGAGAAAAAUGUUUGGGAAUGGCCGUGCUAGAUCUGGUGUCAUUGUUCUGCCCUGUGGUGCUGGCAAGUCACUUGUGGGAGUAACAGCGGCUUGCACUGUCCGGAAGCGGUGCCUGGUGCUUGGCAACUCUGCUGUCUCUGUGGAACAGUGGAAAGCCCAGUUCAAAAUGUGGUCCACUAUAGAUGACAGCCAGAUCUGUCGAUUUACUUCAGAUGCCAAAGACAAGCCAAUUGGCUGCUCUAUUGCUAUCAGCACCUACUCCAUGUUAGGACACACAACAAAGAGAUCAUGGGAGGCAGAGAAAGUAAUGGAAUGGUUGAAGAGUCAAGAGUGGGGUCUGAUGAUCCUUGAUGAAGUACACACCAUACCUGCAAAAAUGUUCAGGCGUGUGCUCACCAUUGUACAAGCCCACUGCAAGCUUGGGCUGACGGCUACACUCGUCAGAGAAGAUGACAAAAUUGUAGACUUGAAUUUCCUCAUUGGACCUAAGCUGUAUGAAGCCAAUUGGAUGGAGCUGCAGAAUAAUGGCUAUAUUGCUAAAGUCCAGUGUGCUGAGGUUUGGUGUCCAAUGUCUCCAGAGUUCUACAGAGAAUAUGUGGCUAUUAAAACAAAGAAACGAAUACUGUUGUAUACUAUGAAUCCAAACAAAUUCAGGGCCUGCCAGUUCCUGAUUAAGUUUCAUGAGCGAAGGAAUGACAAAAUCAUAGUCUUUGCGGACAACGUGUUUGCCUUGAAGGAGUAUGCGGUUAGGCUGGGCAAACCUUAUAUAUAUGGGCCUACAGCACAAGGGGAGAGAAUGCAGAUCUUGCAGAAUUUCAAACACAACCCCAAAAUCAACACCAUUUUUAUUUCCAAGGUAGGUGACACAUCCUUUGAUCUGCCAGAAGCCAAUGUUCUGAUUCAGAUUUCGUCCCAUGGUGGGUCUCGAAGGCAGGAGGCUCAAAGACUGGGACGUGUGCUGAGAGCCAAAAAAGGCAUGGUUGCAGAGGAGUACAAUGCCUUUUUUUAUUCUUUGGUCUCCCAAGACACUCAAGAAAUGGCAUACUCAACCAAACGGCAAAGGUUUCUAGUUGAUCAAGGCUACAGCUUUAAGGUGAUCACAAAGCUUGCAGGUAUGGAGGAGGAGGAACUUAUGUUUUCAUCCAAAGAAGAACAGCAGCAGCUUCUCCAAAAGGUUUUGCAGGCCUCCGACUUGGAUGCUGAGGAAGAAGUGGUUGCAGGAGAGUAUGGCUCAAAGUCUCAGGUUUCUCGACACCAUGGCACAAUGAGCUCCAUGUCUGGAGCAGAUGAUACGGUUUAUAUGGAGUAUCAAAUGUCACGAAGCAAAGCAUCUUCAAAUAAACAUGUCCAUCCACUUUUUAAACGCUUUAGAAAAUAAUAUAAAGAAAAUGCAUUGGACAGUUCUCACUUUCUGCUGGAGUAAGAAGAGACCUGAAUUUGGUUCAGGCUCCUAAACAGUGGUGAUAGGAUUUCAUAAAGGAAUUAACCAAUGGAUGAAAAAAUGUGAAGCAAUUUGCUUGCAAGUGAAGAUGUAAAUGGACUGUCUUAUUUCUAAAUAAUAUUUCCCAGGUAAUACAGAUUUAAAGUAUUUUUAUUUAACAAUUUUAAAGAUGGUUUCAAAAUAAUUCUGAAAUGGGGAUAUAUUUCUGUAGAUAUUUGUAUCAGUAUAGAGCAAAGUUGGAAAUACCUGAAAGCACUGAAUAAAAAUGUUCUAUAAAACAUA
Messenger RNA from Hemicordylus capensis (graceful crag lizard), 2821 nucleotides. RefSeq names its product ERCC excision repair 3, TFIIH core complex helicase subunit (gene ERCC3). Bases 137 to 2476 code for a protein of 779 amino acids. Gene Ontology annotation, cellular component: nucleotide-excision repair factor 3 complex; transcription preinitiation complex; transcription factor TFIIH holo complex. NCBI's taxonomy places the organism in Eukaryota, Metazoa, Chordata, Lepidosauria, Squamata, Cordylidae. The transcript has 15 exons. Gene Ontology annotation, biological process: transcription initiation at RNA polymerase II promoter; nucleotide-excision repair. Gene Ontology annotation, molecular function: DNA binding; ATP binding; 3'-5' DNA helicase activity. The record is from RefSeq and is a predicted model, not a curated record.